UUUUUCUACGACGGUAUUUUGGCACAACACCGGAAGUGUGACGUUCAUCUAGGGAACGCCCCCUUUUCAUUCAUUCAACAAAAACAGUUUUUAUUAUAAGAGGAUGAUUUAAUGUCUCUGUUCUGAUAUUUACCUCUAAAAUACAAGGCUCAUGGCUACAAAACGCAAAGUAGAGGUGAUUGUCCCCGCAGAGGAGAGCGACCAGCUUCUUAUCCGUCCGCUGGGUGCUGGUCAGGAGGUUGGACGGUCAUGUAUAAUUCUGGAGUUCAAAGGAAGGAAAAUUAUGCUGGACUGUGGGAUCCACCCUGGCUUGGAAGGAAUGGAUGCCCUCCCUUACAUAGACUUGAUAGACCCAGCAGAGAUAGACCUGCUGCUAAUCAGCCACUUCCACUUGGAUCACUGUGGAGCUCUUCCCUGGUUCCUCCAGAAGACCAGCUUUAAAGGCCGGACCUUCAUGACCCACGCUACGAAGGCCAUCUACCGCUGGUUACUGUCAGACUACGUCAAAGUCAGCAACAUCUCUGCAGACGACAUGCUGUACACUGAGACCGACCUGGAGGAGAGCAUGGACAAGAUUGAGACCAUCAACUUCCAUGAAGUCAAGGAAGUGGCUGGGAUCAAGUUCUGGUGUUACCAUGCAGGUCAUGUGCUGGGAGCUGCCAUGUUCAUGAUAGAGAUAGCUGGAGUAAAGCUGCUCUACACCGGAGACUUCUCCCGUCAAGAGGACAGGCAUCUGAUGGCAGCUGAGAUCCCCAGUGUCAAACCUGACAUCUUAAUCAUAGAGUCGACCUAUGGCACACAUAUCCAUGAAAAGCGUGAGGAGCGUGAGGCUCGGUUCUGUAACACUGUCCAUGAUAUUGUUAACAGAGAAGGCCGCUGUUUAAUCCCUGUGUUCGCUUUGGGACGGGCCCAGGAACUACUGCUCAUCCUGGAUGAGUACUGGCAGAACCACCCAGAGCUCCAUGACAUCCCCAUCUACUACGCCUCAUCCCUGGCCAAGAAGUGCAUGGCCGUGUACCAGACCUACGUGAACGCAAUGAACGACAAGAUCCGCAAAGCCAUCAACAUCAACAACCCUUUUGUCUUCAAGCACAUCAGCAACCUCAAGAGCAUGGAUCACUUUGAUGACAUCGGUCCCAGCGUGGUGAUGGCGUCUCCGGGUAUGAUGCAGAGCGGGCUUUCCAGAGAGCUCUUUGAGAGCUGGUGCACAGAUAAGAGGAACGGAGUCAUCAUCGCUGGAUACUGCGUGGAGGGGACGCUGGCCAAGCACAUCAUGUCAGAGCCAGAGGAGAUCACCACCAUGUCCGGGCAGAAGCUGCAGCUGAAGAUGUCUGUGGACUACAUCUCCUUCUCUGCUCACACAGACUACCAGCAGACCAGCGAGUUCAUCAGGGCUCUUAAGCCACCACAUGUGAUCCUGGUCCACGGGGAGCAGAAUGAGAUGGCUCGUCUGAAAGCAGCAUUGAUCAGAGAGUAUGAAGAUAACGACCAGGUUCACAUUGAAGUCCACAACCCUCGGAACACAGAAGCGGUCACUCUUAACUUCAGAGGAGAGAAACUGGCCAAGGUGAUGGGCUCUCUGGCUGAUAAGAAGUGUGCUCAGGGUCAGAGGGUGUCGGGCAUUCUGGUGAAAAAGAACUUCAACUACCACAUCCUUAAUCCCUCUGACCUUUCAACAUACACAGAGCUGGCCAUGAGCACGGUGAAACAGUCCCAGGCCAUCCCCUUCACUGGACCUUACUCUCUGCUCGUCUGCCACCUCAGGAACCUCACAGGUGAUGUUGAAGAGCUGGAUGGAACCGAGAAGAACACUUUGAAGAUCUUUAAGAACAUCACUCUCAUCCACGAGGUUGGCAUAGUGGUGCUAGAGUGGGUAGCGAACCCUCUCAACGACAUGUAUGCUGAUGCUGUCACCACCGUAGUGCUGGAGGUGCAGUCAAACCCAAAAGCUCAGAAAGUCAUGGAAACCCAGAGUACCAUCAUGGACAUGGACGUUUUCCAGACCCGGUUGGGAGUCAUGUUGCAGGACAUGUUUGGAGAGGAGUGUGUGGAUUUCAGCGAUGGUAAAAACAUCUCUCUGACAGUUGAUGGGAAGACGGUGAAUAUUUGCUUGGAAACUCGGUCGGUGUGUUACGAGGAUGAGAGCACCGAGGAUGACUCCCUGAGAGAGAUGGUGGAGCUGGCGGUGCAGCGGCUGUAUGAUGCACUGAACCCGGUCAUUUGAGGGCGGAUACACGACUGCAGGCAGGAGGUUUUAAGAAGCAGGAGACAAACUUUGUCCAGUUCAGACGUCAUACUUCACAAUCCGAAACACUAAUUUAAUUAAAUCUCAACAGGCAGCUUUUAUUAACAUGUUCAAAAGUGAAACACAUCCGCUUGAAUCAAAGGGACUGUUCUAUCUGACAGAUCAGUGUGUCAUCCAUAAAUAUCAUGUACCUAAUAACCUUUUAAACCAGUGCAGAGGAUUUGUUCAAUCAUAAGGGAAUUCACCUGCCAGGUUAGAAGCAGUUUGUUUUUAUUCUAACUCUUCAAAUGACUGAGGAAAGUGACCACUCAAAUGGAGAAGGAAAUAAGCUGUGUAGAUAAUUCCUUUUUUAAUAUAUUUUAAAAUUGUUGUUGUUUUUUUGUCAUACAAGCACUUUUAAUUAUUUAUAAUAAGUUUGAGUAUUCGUUAAAAUGCAGUGUAUGUGUUUACGACCUGAUUUUGUGACUGAUUUGCACUGAUCCAACAGACUUGUUAACUUUAAUUGUGAUGUAAAAUGCACUUAACGUUUGUGUUCCUCAUGAUGUUUGAAAAAGACUUUUACAAAACCUUGA
Molecule: messenger RNA, 2817 nt
Organism: Notolabrus celidotus (New Zealand spotty)
Lineage: Eukaryota; Metazoa; Chordata; Actinopteri; Labriformes; Labridae
Product: cleavage and polyadenylation specificity factor subunit 3
Exons: 18
Coding region: 152-2224 (690 amino acids)
Biological process (GO): mRNA 3'-end processing by stem-loop binding and cleavage
Cellular component (GO): mRNA cleavage and polyadenylation specificity factor complex
Molecular function (GO): 5'-3' exonuclease activity; RNA binding; RNA endonuclease activity
Source: RefSeq, a predicted model, not a curated record